This is a messenger RNA of Olea europaea var. sylvestris, 1211 nucleotides long. Its product is annotated as CASP-like protein 5B3. Lineage: Eukaryota; Viridiplantae; Streptophyta; Magnoliopsida; Lamiales; Oleaceae. The record is from RefSeq and is a predicted model, not a curated record. Gene Ontology annotation, cellular component: plasma membrane. The transcript has 3 exons. Bases 469 to 927 code for a protein of 152 amino acids.
GGCCUUUUGGUAUCUUGUUCAUCACUGAAUCGAGAACACAAUAGGAUUUAGUUAGUCUCUCACAUCAUCAUUGUCUUGUUUCUUUGUACACCUGUCCCCCUUUCCCUUACUCAUGAUUUCCUUGCAAUUUGAAAGCAAUUUCUAUCAUUUCAUAGAUCUUAACUCUGAGGCUUCUAUACUUUUGGGUUCAAACAAAAGGGUUGUUUAACUUAUUUUUCUUUUUUCUGAUUGGAUCUUGACGUUAGACUUUAUGCUUUUUCUUUAAAACCUCUUGUUUACUUGUAUUUCUGGAUAGGGAAAACUGGGAUGAAAUAAUAUGUAUAUUCUUGAAUGAUAGCAAAGGUUUCCUAAUCCUCGAGCCAGACCCAGACGGAGAUUGUCUUCAAGCGAAAAAGGCAGAAACGAGAAGAUGGAUCCUCACAAAAGUUCAUCAAAAUUCUGAUUUUUGUUAAGUUUAUAUGAGAUAAAAUGAAGAGUUUUGCUGGGGCUCCUGGUACACGGACUGGACUUACUCUGAGGUUGGCACAGUGCUUAUUUUCAGUUGGAUCAAUUGCUUCAAUGGCAACUACCAAAACAUUCUUCAGUUUCACAGCUUUCUGCUACUUGAUAGCCUCAAUGGGUUUGCAAGUAAUAUGGAGCUUUGGACUAGCUGUCAUGGAUGUCUAUGCCUUGUCCAAGAAGAAGGUUCUUCACAAUUCCAUUCUACUCAGCCUAUUUGCAGUCGGAGAUUGGGUUACUGCAACAUUAUCCCUUGCAGCAGCUGCUUCCUCAGCCGGCAUAACUGUGUUGUACUUUGAUGACUUGGGAGGUUGCAGCCUGGGAGAAGAAUGCACAAAGUACCAAAUGGCAGUUGCAUUGGCCUUUCUGAGUUGGAUAACUAUAGCAAUCUCCUCUCUCAUCAUGUUUUGGCUUGUCGCUGCAGGUUAGGUUUUUGUACAUCUUAAGGUAUUGUAUUCAUUGCGAGGUUUGUUUCUCACUUUUAAAGGUAAAAACGAACAACAAAAGUACGCGACAUGCAGAUACAUGUUUUGUUUUCGUAAUGUGAUAAAGAUUUUGUAGGUAGCAUUUGAAAAACCACUGCUUUAUGAUUUGGGUUGGUUUUGAGUGUUUCUGUUAAGCAUUUCAAAUUAUACAUUAAAAUGCAAUGGGAUUUGUUUAUCUGUGUAAAUGGAUUUUGUAAACAGAUUCUUUAAGGAUGUUUUGUUUGGAUA